Molecule: messenger RNA, 2741 nt
Organism: Rubroshorea leprosula
Lineage: Eukaryota; Viridiplantae; Streptophyta; Magnoliopsida; Malvales; Dipterocarpaceae
Source: the annotation of a GenBank genome assembly
GGUGCAAUGUCGUCUCAGCUCCUGCUCACCGAUCCCUCGUCGCCAUAAAAGGGGCCAAUGCACACGCCGGAAUCAUCAGUAAUUUGUCUCUCACCAAUGGCAUCACCACCGCAUCCUCCGCCGCCUGUACCGCCACCGUUGUCUGAUUGAAAAACAAAAACGAAAUAUGGCUCAAUCUUUCAAACUCAAAGUUAACACUCUCCUCACCAAGCUCGGUGACCGUGACACGUUCUCCAUCGCCGCGGCGGAGCUGGAAUCCAUUUCCCGGACUCUUGACGCCUCCUCGCUUCCGACUUUUCUCUCUUGCAUUCUCUCCACCCACUCCUCGGAUAAAGCCGGCUUCCGCAAGCAAUGCUUGAAGCUCAUCUCUCUCCUGGCUUGUUCUUAUUCUCAGUCGCUUUCGCCUUUCGUCCCCAAAAUUCUCUCCCACUUGCUCCGCCGUCUGCGGGAUCCUGACUCCGCUGUCCGCUCGGCUUGCGUUGAUGCCGUUUCUGCACUCUCUUCUAAUGUCACUAAAUGCGGUUUCUCUUCUUUCCUGAAGCCUUUGUGUGAUGCGGUGUUUACGGAGCAGGACCAGAAUGCGCAGAUCGGGGCGGCGUUGUGUUUGGCUGCCGCGAUCGAUGGGACGCCUGAUCCUGAUCCGGGGAGGUUGGGGAAGAUCGUGCCGAGGUUGGAGAAGCUGGUGAAGUGCGAUGCCUUCAGGGCGAAGGCUGCGGGUCUGACGGUGAUCGGUAGCGUGAUCGGCUCAGGUGGGGUUUCAGGUUUGGCUCCGGAGACCAUUAAGGGGUUGGUGAAUUGUCUGGUGAAGUUUUUGACCAGUGAGGAUUGGGCAGCGAGGAAGGCAGCGUCGGAGGCGCUGUGGAGGCUGGCGGUGGUGGAGAAGGAUUCAAUGGCAGAGUUUAAGAGUGGAUGCUUAAGGGUCUUUGAAGCGAGGAAAUUUGAUAAGGUGAAGGCUGUUAGGGAGGUGAUGAACCAAAUGCUGGAAGCAUGGAAGCAGGUCCCUGAUGUUUCUGAGGAAUCGUCACCACCACCCAGCUCUCAGGUUUCCUCCAAAGGAGAUGUAAGUGAUGGACGCUAUCCACCUGGCUCUAAGGUUUCUUCCACACCUGGUCCUGGGGUAACUCAAAUCAGGAAGAAACCUGCUUUGGCUACCCUGUCUACUCCCCCUGGUAGUUCCUUUGCCACAACUGCUAGGAAGAGAAGUCCUUUAAAAAGUAGUGACAAGAAAACUAGUCCUGCAACAUUUCUGAAUGUAAACCGGAAGAAAGAUUGGAAAGUUGAGAUUGCUGUUCCUAAUGCUCCCACUUUGACAAGGUCUCGUGAUGAUGAUAUUAAGGAGAGAAGUGGUAAUCCCAGGGAAAGGAGAAAUGAUGAGAAUGGAGGAUUGUCUAGGCCAGAAAUAAAGCGAGCACUUUUCCCUAAGAAUUCUGAUGACAAGAUGAAUAAAUUUGGGAGAUUGAAGUCUGGAUCACGUGUCACUCCUUGUCCUGAGGAAACUCAUGAACCUACUGCUGUAGCUAAUUCGAAUGAGAAUCAUAAUGGAAACCACAAAGAAUGUGAAGAUUUAUCUUUGAUCCGCAGCCAGCUUGUUCAGAUAGAAAAGCAGCAGUCCAGCUUGCUAGAUCUCCUGCAGAGAUUCAUUGGAAGCUCACAGAGUGGAAUGCGUUCCCUCGAGACACGUGUGCAUGGCCUAGAGCUAGCUUUGGAUGAGAUCUCAUAUGACUUGGCUGUGUCAAGUGGGAGGAUGUCUAAUUCUCACAGGAGUACAUGUUGCCUGCUACCUGGUGCUGAAUUUUGGAGCUCCAAAUUCUGGAGGAAACCUGAUGCAAGGUUUUCUGCUUCCAAUGGUACCCCUAUAGCGGCUGCAGUGCGUUAUAGAGCUGAUCGGAACUGCCAUGCAGAAAAUCUUCAGCUGGAGAACCAAAGGUUACAGCAUCAAGGUCAUGGGGCGUUCAUUGUGAAUCCAUUGGCAGAAAUUCAUAGUGAUUCAAGGGGUGAUCUUUGAGACUGCCAUGGUGCUUCAGUGACUGUUAGAAGCAAAAGAUCCAAACUGUACUUGAGAUGGAAAACUGAGCUCUAUAAAUCAGAUGAUUAGAAGACAAUGAAGAAAAUAGAGCCUUUGCCUUACAGCCUCUCGUGAAGUGCCAAUUUCUAAUUGAGUGGACUUCUUUAUACGGUUUGUAUUACAUUGUCCUAUGAGAAUAGCCUAAAUGUCUAUCUUACGCACUGCAGAGAAUUGAAUUGAGAGACCAAACAAAGAAGAUAUAAUAGGAUGAUUAAUUAGUUCAUGUUUCUCAUGUUAAGAAGUUUCAAGUAAAACUAGGGCUGGGUGGAAAAGAGUGUGGCUGUCCCCUGCUUUUAUAGAGAAUUGGAGCGUGAUACAUGUACAGAAUCUACAGAUUCCUGAUGUUUUGAAACACCUUUCCAUUUUCCACUUGGUUUAUAGUCUGGAAAAUGAUUCACCUACAAUGUUUAAGUACAAUGCUUACUUAUAAUAUGACAUGCCUAUGAUAAGCACAAAGCUUGGUCUACCCUCCUCUGACAGAGUUACAUGUUUUUCCGUUUUUUUUCUUUUCUACGUCCGGCAAACUACCCAAAUGGCCGAACCAAAAACCCAGAGACUAGAACCUCUUAUAAUGAAAAGUUCUCUACCUCUAUCCUUUGUUUCCAAUUUCCUAAUCUAUCCCCUUUCUUGUAUUGCAAGAGCAACUGCUUAAAAUUAAUAUAGCAAGAAAUUUUUU